Physcomitrium patens is the source of this 4436-nucleotide messenger RNA. Its product is annotated as serine/threonine-protein kinase-like protein At3g51990. Gene Ontology annotation, molecular function: protein kinase activity; ATP binding. Gene Ontology annotation, biological process: protein phosphorylation. The record is from RefSeq and is a predicted model, not a curated record. Lineage: Eukaryota; Viridiplantae; Streptophyta; Bryopsida; Funariales; Funariaceae.
CCAUGCUUUGCUAUAAUUCCACGCCUAUGACGCCUCGCUGUUGUUUUCUGCUGACAUAUCCUAAGUUGGGUGCUCAAGAGGGAUUGCAUGAUUGGCUUUUGUUUCUGACGCUCGUUGUAGGCCUCGCCUCAUGGGAACCAGAUUCUGUGCUGCGUCGUUACCAUCAGGCUUUCUACUGUACAUCCGUCGUUCAUAUUAUAAUUCGUUUGUUUUUAUUUUUUUAUGAUUUUUUAACUUUUCUGAGUAUGUGUUUUUUUGUGUGGGCUUUUGGAGUAGAGGGGGCAGGAACUAUCUGUGAAGAAUCACGUCUCUUGUUUUUACUGUUGGCGAGACCGAAAGAAGACUGUGGCAAGGGCGAUGCCAUGAGUGUGCUGCUUCUGCACAUGGCCGAUUUGGAGGAGACUCUCGCGUUGGGUCUAGGAAGUAUUUGUCCUACCGUCACUCUUCUCUCUUGCUCAGGGUUUUGAUGAGCUUGCUCAUUGGGUGAAACCUCCAUGCAUCAUCAUAACAGCUACUCCAUGCAAGUAACCAGGUUGUCACAUAGAAAUCUGAACUUGAGUACCCUUCAGAAUUAGACGCCCAAAAGUUCGCUGCAAGUGAAUGCUGGGACCCUAAAUAACUCUGCAGUGUAGGAUUCUGAGAUUUGGGAGAAUGUUCGUGCAGGUAAGUUUUCUUCACCUGAUGAGUUCUCAUUAACUCAAAUUGUAUGACUUCGAUGUCGCAAAAUUCGGGGGAAAAAAACUUUGGUAAUGGAUGAGAGAAGACAAUGAGAAUUUGUGGAGACAGCCCGCAUCUCAGUUAUUUCAGAGCGCUCGAGGCAGUUGAGACAUUCCUAAUAUUCUUCGGAUAGCAGCGAUUGCUCAACACCACAAUUAAUCAUCUCCGGCACCGGCCACAUCUGCCGGCUACCCACACUGAUAUCCGUAGACAGGGAGAAUUCUAGUAGAACAGUAAAAUUCACCUUGUAUGUACUGUUUAAGGUUAUGUGUUGAUCGGAGAGUGCACAGCGGCAUAGCAGCUGCCAGUGGUAGCUGUACACACAGAUCAAAGGGAAGAGCCAAGCAAGAGGUACAGAGACUGGAUACAUCACUGCAGAACCCCAAAAGACCGUUACCAUUCAAGGGGGACAGUUUAAUAGACACUCCUGUCAGGCAGCAGAAGAAUCUCUAGAAGGAAUGGCAAGCUGAACGUAAAAAUAAAAAUAAAAUGGCUGCGAUGUCCACAUAACAAAUUUUACGCACCUUUCUUCUGUGUACUUCCUACACAAAUUCUUUUGCUCGCAAGCUGAGAAUUCUAGCAGAACCCUUUAGCGUUUCGUUUCGUUUCGUUUAAAGGUGAUAAGUGUUCGAUCUUAAUUGCGUCAUUGUUGGAGAAGUCAAGGCUCGCUACUGUUGAACCGGAUUUCUUGGAAUAUUAUGUUAGAGAGGAUCGUGACUAAAUUUAAAUUAUUGUCUAGUUGACAUAUUUAACUUGAAAAGAGCUCCGUAAAUAUCUGGAAUAGCUUUUGGAAUUAUAUUCCUUUGGUCUUAGAUAUACAUAUAUACAUAUAUACGUAUUCAUUUGAUUACUGAGUGGAUAUAUCUGUAAAUAUAAAGGGAUAUGUGUGUUUGUGUGUGUGUGGUGGGGUUCGAGUAAUGAAUGGAUUAGGAAGAGGAAACGACACUGGUGUUGGGCGCAAGCUCCAACCCAUUCGCCACAGAUGCUUGAGCUGAUGAUUUGUAUCAUUGGCACGUCACUCAUGCAUCUUGGAGGCGGCGUUCGUUGUAAAUUGGUGCAGGAAUGAAAUCAAUGAAUACGAGUACAGUAAGUCUACAGUAGAAUCCCGUGUCGAAAGUACUGAAUCUAUGGACGAUAUCUGCGUGCCGUCGGCAGUACUUGAAUUAUUCCUCUUUUUUUUUUCUUUUUUUUUUUUUUUUUUUUGUGUUCCAGCAUACUCAGGUAAGAAAUUCUUCAGCAAAAUUUUCACUGUGAGGGUGGAGUAUCUUUAAGCUCUGGUAACAAUCAGUAAUGGUAAACUCAUGAGGUUGUUUAGUGCCGUCCACAGUACAACGUUGUCAAAUCAAGCGGCUCGGAUACAGUGUUUUACUCAAUUGAUUUGAUUCUGAAUAAGUGGAUGCACGAUAACUGGGUUCAGGAGGGAUUGGCUGGAAAUACUGUCAGGGAUACUGAAGCGAUUCAUGAUUAUAGCUUCAUCAAGACGGGAAUGACACGUCAUUUACACAAGGCCACUGCAUGGCGAUCAAUCAGCGCAGGGUAACAAUUUUCUGAUCAGAUGAGGGUUCCUUUACUCUUCACUGCACCUUAAUUCUGUCUUUCUUCCGACCAUUGCGUGGUAUGCCUGGACGUGAUGCAUUAAUGUAGAAGAUUUUAUGAAUGGAUGAACCUCGGACAUUGCCAUACUUGGGUUAUGUUCGCUGCUUCCUGCUUUUGGGAAUAACAUUCCGCUGCAGACGGUUGAGUCCCUGUUAAGUUAAACCAGGCGCCUUCAGCAUCAUUGCAGAUAUUCCAUCUGUUUCAUCGUUUCGGUGGCGUCCUAGUACGCAGUUUGUGUGUCGUCGCGAAGCAAAGAUUGAAGAAAAGACAAUAGAACUGGGAACAUUGUGACUGCAGCUCAGGUGCAUGAGUCAAGCGCAUACCAGACUAGGAGCAGCAAUCAAGGAAGGCGGACUUGGAGUCAAUGCUCAGUCCAUCCAAACUACUACCAUGUUCGAUUCCAAACAUGACUUCAUCACUUUGAUGCUGUUCUAUCAGCUUCUAUCUUAGUUUCAUCUGCACCGAACAGCGACUUCUAUUAUCGCUGCCCCUCAUCCCUUUCGGGUGCGUUAGUUACUGUAUAAUUUACGGUCGAUUUUGGCUCCCUUUCGUAAUGGGUCUAUUAUGUAGAGGGAAGUCCACCAUCGCUGUCUGCAACACCAUAGGUAAAUCUUCACAACCCGCAAAAAAUAGCAGCGGCCUUCAGGUUUUCAAGUUCAAGGACCUUGAAGCAGCAACAGGAGGCUUCGCAGCAGAGAAUCUCAUAGUGAAGACCAGCCAUGGGUUGGUCUUCAAAGGCACACUCAAGGAUGGGCGCGUCGUGGCCGUGAAGAGACCUAGAUCCGGCGCCCGUCUCUGGCAUGACGAGAGCGCAUUCGAGAACGAGAUGCAAAUUCUGUCGAAGCUCUUCAGCCGACGCCUUGUGAAUCUUCUGGGUCAUAGCCAAGAUGGAAACGAGACCUUGCUCGUGGUCGAGCACAUGAUCAAUGGCUCCCUAGACGAUUGCCUACGCGGCUGUAUCGACCGCGCAGUACCUUUAAGCUGGCCAAUGCGAGUACACCUCGCACUCCAAGUUGCAAAAGCCAUCAGGGCACUGCACGCAUCGUCACCUCCCAUCAUCCAUUGCAAUAUCAGAAGCAAUAACGUGUUCAUAGACAAGGACUGGAACGCUCGGCUCGGCGAUUUUGGACUUGCAAGAUAUGUGCAGGAAUCCGAGCCGCCUCUGAAACCGAGAAAUCUGUCCUCAAUUCCAGAAGUCGACACCGAAGAAGGUGCCAGUCAAUUUUUCACAUCCCUGAUGGUUUCUAAUGUUGAUCUGGAGCGGGAAAAUCUCAACCACAUCAGCACCAAAACCGACGUGUUCAGUUUUGGAAUGCUUCUACUGGAGAUUAUGAGUGGCCGCAGCGCUGUCUCCAUGGAUUCGGAUUUCACUCCUUUCAGUCUCCUGCACUGGGCAUUACCAUUCAUCAAACACGGCAACGCCAUAGCCAUCUGUGACACACGACUGAAACCCCCGCAAGUCACCGCCGUGGUGAAACAAUUAGGAACUAUCGCCGCUAGGUGUGUACGCGCUUCAGGGUCCCGUCGACCCUCCAUGGACGAAAUCGUGCAUGGGCUCGCGAAUGUCUGCAAGCUGCUUCCACUACCAAUGUGGAGAGGAUUAGCAGGACUGAGGUCAAGGAUGAAGACCACUCUGCACACAGGCCAGACUAGUUUCUUCACCAGGGCCUGCCAUUCUGAUCAUGCACUCUGCAAAGCUAGCAGAUUCAUCCGGCUACCUUUGUGGGCAGGAUUCUUACGGCUGAGGAAAAGAAAGCUUGCCUUAGUGUUUGGCUUCGGGAAAGUUUUAGAUAAGACACUGCGUCUCGGAACUGAAAGCUACACUCGAUUGCCAGCGCAAGCAAGGAAUUUACCAAAGAGUCACAUGGGAUCUGUCAAGGGCUCCGACACGGGCAGAUUGCGUGGGGGGAUUGUAUACCCAGUGAAUCUGCAGCAAAUGAACGACAUCAGAUCCAGCCUCUUUCAGCCAGCAAGCUACGGCACAGCAGCAGCAGCAAGAGUGCCACACUGUGUCUCCGACAAACAUGAUGCAAGAAUUCAGAUAGGAAAUUUAGCAGAGCGACGUGGGGUGCGGAGGCUGUAAAUGAUUUCAAUAAAUAUGCACACUUGCAUGUUUGACAGAA